GCAACUUUAUAUGUUUGACAUUGUAUUAUUAGUGGGAAAAGUGUAAGUAUAUAAGCUCAGUUGGCGAUAGCUCGAACAUCAGUCGCACAUCUGCAACCGAACACAACUAAUCAAAAUGAAAUCCAUGAUCAUUGUCGCCCUCGCUCUCGUGGCCCUGGCCGCCGCUCACCCCGUCGAAGAAAUCCCAACGAUCCUUCGUUCUGAAACCAACCAGGAUCCCAGUGGUUCCUACGAAUUUGGAUUUGAAACCUCAAACGGUAUCAAAGUUAACGAACAGGGUCAACUGAAGGAAGUUGUGGACGAGGAGAACAAGCCCCACUCAGUCGUCGUUGUUCGCGGUACCUACUCCUACGUCAACAGUGAAGGAAACAAUGAGGUCAUCGAAUACUUCGCUGAUGAGAACGGUUACCGCGCAGAAGGACCCUCCGUCCCCAAGGUGCCCGCCAGGAGAUAAGCUACUACCGACAUCUCAUCGAUAUUAAGUUUAGCUCCAUAGCUUAAUUGA
Messenger RNA from Spodoptera exigua (beet armyworm), 505 nucleotides. Lineage: Eukaryota; Metazoa; Arthropoda; Insecta; Lepidoptera; Noctuidae. The record is from the annotation of a GenBank genome assembly.